Alosa alosa (allis shad) is the source of this 501-nucleotide messenger RNA. Its product is annotated as E3 ubiquitin-protein ligase TRIM35-like. The transcript is spliced from 4 exons. The record is from RefSeq and is a predicted model, not a curated record. Lineage: Eukaryota; Metazoa; Chordata; Actinopteri; Clupeiformes; Clupeidae. The coding region runs from base 179 to 463 and encodes 94 amino acids.
UACAUACACAUACCAAAUGUGAGGCACCAUCAUGUGGUGAUGUGUGGUAUUACAGGUCCAGACCCAACACACAGAGAAGCAGAUCAAGCAGGAGUUUGAGAAGCUUCACCAGUUUCUACGAGAUGAAGAGGCAGCCAGGACAGCUGCACUGAGGGAGGAAGAGAAGCAGAAGAGUCAGAUGAUGAAGAAUAAGAUCAAGAAGAUGAACAGAAAGAUCUCAUCUCUUUCAGUCUCAAUCAGAGCCAUAGAGGAGAUGAGAAAUGAUGAUGCCAUCACAUUCUUAAAGAACUACAAGAGCACAGUGGAAAGAGCCCAGUGCACACUGCAGGAUCCAGAGGGGGUUUCAGGAGCUCUGAUCAAUGUGGCAAAGCACCUGGGCAACCUGAAGUUCAGAGUCUGGGAAAAAAUGCAGGAGAUUGUCCAAUACAAAAGACCUGACCAGGGACAUGGGGUCGCAAAUUAGCCAAUUGGCCAGAAACCUUUUAUGCAACACAUACACAC